AUGGCCGCUGCUGCCACUCCUACUGCCGCCGCGAGGCCAAGUCCUGCCCCCGCCGACUCGCGGGAAGACUCACGAUCCUCAUCCUCCUCAACCUCCCCAGCGCCCGCCGACAACGAAGAAUCCGACUUCUUUCUUGGAGCCAACGAUUCCCAGUCCAGCAUAGGGGUGCCAAACUUUCAAGAUAUGCAGGUCGAGGAUGCCUGCCAACCGCCCGUUCAUCGGUUGCCGAACGAGAUCCUCAUCAGUGUGUUUGCCAAACUCAGUUCCACCUCCGAUCUAUUUCACUGCAUGCUUGUUUGCAAACGCUGGGCUAGAAACACCGUGGAUCAACUAUGGCACCGCCCUGCGUGCACAAAUUGGAAGAACCAUGCCAGCAUCUGCCAAACUUUGGGCAUGGAGAACCCUUCUUUCAGGUACCGCGAUUUUAUUAAGCGCCUGAACCUGGCCGCUCUCGCCGAUAAGGUCAACGAUGGUAGCGUCAUGCCUCUUUCGGUUUGUACCCGUGUCGAGCGGUUGACUCUCACAAACUGCCGUAACCUGACCGAUUCCGGUUUGAUUGCCCUGGUGGAGAACAGCAACUCCCUAUUGGCACUCGAUAUUUCCAACGACAAGAACAUUACAGAGCAGUCCAUCAACGCCAUCGCCAAGCACUGCAACCGACUUCAGGGACUCAACAUCUCGGGUUGUGAAAGUAUUUCCAACGAAAGCAUGAUCACUCUGGCGACUAGCUGUCGCUAUAUCAAGAGGUUGAAACUCAAUGAAUGCGGCCAGCUGCAAGACGACGCUAUUCACGCUUUCGCCGAGAACUGCCCCAACAUCCUCGAGAUUGACCUUCACCAGUGCGCUCGCAUCGGCAACGGCCCAGUGACUUCCCUCAUGGUCAAGGGCAACUGCCUACGGGAGUUGCGGUUGGCAAACUGCGAACUUAUCGAUGACGAGGCCUUCUUGUCACUCCCCUAUGGACGAAGCUUUGACCAUCUCCGCAUUCUGGACCUGACUUCAUGUCAUCGUUUGACAGAUGCUGCUGUCCAAAAGAUCAUUGAUGUAGCCCCUCGCCUUCGCAAUCUUGUUCUUGCAAAGUGCCGGAACAUCACUGAUACAGCCGUUCAUGCUAUCUCUAAGCUUGGUAAGAACCUGCAUUACGUGCAUUUGGGUCACUGUGGGAACAUCACCGACGAGGGCGUCAAGAAACUUGUUCAGAACUGCAACCGUAUUCGAUACAUUGAUCUUGGCUGUUGCACCAACUUGACAGAUGAGAGUGUUAAGCGUCUUGCUCUCUUGCCCAAGUUGAAGCGUAUCGGCCUUGUGAAAUGCAGCUCUAUCACUGAUGAAUCUGUCUUCCACCUCGCCGAAGCUGCGUACCGCCCGCGUGUGCGACGGGACGCUAGUGGAAUGCUUGUUGGCAACGAGUACUAUGCCUCCAGUCUCGAGCGCGUCCAUCUGAGUUAUUGCGUCAACUUGACCCUCAAGAGCAUCAUGAAGCUACUCAACUCCUGUCCACGACUGACCCACCUGAGUUUGACUGGAGUCGCCGCCUUCCAACGUGACGACUUCCAACCAUACUGCAGACAAGCGCCUCCUGAAUUCACCCAACACCAAAGAGAUGUGUUUUGCGUCUUCUCUGGUACCAUGGUGUCCAAGUUCCGCGACUUUCUCAACACUUCACCGCAGUUUGAGGAUAUGUGGGACAAUGGCUGGAAUCGACCAGCAGUCUUUGGUUCACGACGCGCUGUUGCAGCCAGCCAGCCGACGGCACCUCCUGGAGAUGGAGUCGAUGACGAAAUGGUAGAUGACGAAAACGACUUUGAGGGAUUGGACGGUAGCGAGAUGGUUGUGGAUGCUCAAGCACAGAAUCCUGUCAACGGAAACGGAACCGUGAACCCCAACGGAUUGACAAACCAGACGUUCCAACAAGCUAUCCCUAUUCCUCCCCCACUUCCUGGUUUUCCAAUAGGUCAGCACCCUACAUUCUUCCAGCCGUACACCCGGUUCUUGUCUUCGUCGCCAUUCUUGCGACAAGAUCCAAGACUGUUCAGGCCAAUGUUUUUUCAGACCAGCAUUAACAACAUGACAGAAGGCGGAGUGCCACAACCUAUGACCAGUCAGGCGAGCGCAGCACCUCUUGGCCAUGGGGGCCCAGUAAAUGGAGAAUCCCCCACUGGUGCAAGCACGGCGACGAUCCACCGGCCGCAGGAGAAUGGGGAUCAAUCUGACUCGAUGAACUGA
Fusarium pseudograminearum CS3096 is the source of this 2226-nucleotide messenger RNA. RefSeq lists its product as uncharacterized. Lineage: Eukaryota; Fungi; Ascomycota; Sordariomycetes; Hypocreales; Nectriaceae. Gene Ontology annotation, molecular function: protein binding. The coding region runs from base 1 to 2226 and encodes 741 amino acids. The record is from RefSeq and is a predicted model, not a curated record. The transcript is spliced from 4 exons.